Pogonomyrmex barbatus (red harvester ant) is the source of this 2116-nucleotide messenger RNA. RefSeq names its product ubiquitin like 3 (gene UBL3). NCBI's taxonomy places the organism in Eukaryota, Metazoa, Arthropoda, Insecta, Hymenoptera, Formicidae. The record is from RefSeq and is a predicted model, not a curated record. Gene Ontology annotation, molecular function: protein binding.
CGUCACCGCCGUCGCGGUCGUCGCCGUCGUCGCCGUCGUCGUCGUCGUCGUCGGCGGACGCAAGACAUUCGACGUCGUCAUCAAGACCACGGAUUCCAUCAAUUACCCUGGAUUACUCGCGACACGACGCCUCCUGGCCAUCAGUUACGAUGACUACGGUGCGCACCAUACCCUCGGACAAGAUAAAUCUACGCCUCAUCCUCGUCAGUGGCAAGACAAAAGAGUUCCUAUUCAGUCCAAGCGAUUCCGCGGGCGAUAUAGCGCACCAUGUGUUUGAAAAUUGGCCGGAAGACUGGGCAGAGGAGGCGGUCUCCAAAGCGGAGAUCCUGCGGCUAAUCUACCAGGGUCGUUUCCUGCACAGCAAUGUCACGCUUGGCGCUCUUGGGCUUCCCUUCGGAAAAACCACGGUGAUGCAUCUGGUGCCGCGGGAGAAUCUUCCGGAGCCUAAUUCUCAAGAUCAGAGACAGAAAAGUAAAGGCGGCGGGAGUAGUUGCUGCUCGGCGUCCUGCUGUAUACUCUAAGUCGUCCGGGUGGCCAUCGCCGACGUCGGUGGUGGAUUUCGUGGCGAAUGGGCGUGCGGCAUGGACGACCGCGGGCUCAUCUACAGCAUUGAGCCAUGGUUUCUAAGAUUUUGUGCUGAUGUAUAAUCGUUAGUGGCUGAGCUCGUGAGCAGUGUAGCACGAGAGACGAAUUGUCAAAGAAGAGGGAAAAGGAAAGAUUAUGAAAAAGAGACAGAAAAAGUGAGGACCGCAAGCGAGGGACGUGUGCUGUAACGAUGCGUUCCCGUUUCCUCGAUGAAUGAAUCCCCCACGUCGUUCCGUCGAUCGCUUAUUUCGGUUCGUUUGGUAGGCGGUAAUGCGUGCUCGAUCAAUAUGCCCUCGCGAGGGAAAUCUGUUCGAGAAGAAGAGCGGAUAGAUAGCGUGCUCCGUUAAGAGAGGUCGGAUCGUUGUUGGCACAACGAUUAGUUUGCCGAGAGAUCUCUGGCCAAGUUGAGCCGAUAGCGAUGGUCGACUAACUUCGAUUAACGACGUUACUUCGGAUGUUAUUGCUCUUGUUGUGAUAUAUAGAUGGACAUGAAAAGGAUUUCAGGAUCAAUCAUUAAUUUCAUUAACAGCUUAAAUCAAGGAUUGAUCAGCUACUUUUCUUAUCCAACUUGAUGACUGCAGCGUUGUAAUGUCGAAGAAGAAAGAAAAAGAGAGAAGGAAUAUGUUCGUUUAUAAAAUUAAUUAAUUGACUUGACUAAAUUUUAGUUAACUAAAAAGUUAACUGAAUAAAUUUAAUUAACUACACUGGUUAAGUUUGCGUGACGAUAUUUCUUCAUUUCUACAACGUUCACGCUGUUAGAAUGUAAAUGAAAUAACCAUACAGUUAGCGAUCUUAAUUAAAUUUUGCUUAAGAAUUCCUUGUCUUUUUCUAGAUUAAAUAGCUGUAGUUAUAAUAUCAAAGAAAGGGAAUGAUCGUAAAUUUAGUUAACAGCUUUAACUAAAUUUUGAUCGGCGAUGCGCUGUCUUUUCCUAGAUUGUGACUAUAGCUGUAAUAUCGCAAGAAGGAAAGACGUUAUCUGUAAACUGGGUUAACACUCUCGGUUAACGUCGAUUAACUUUUGUUAAUUUCCUUAGUUAACUUAAGUCUUGAUUAUUCGCCCUCGACUUGACCUAAAUUAGUUUAAUUCAAUCAUACAUCCGUCUCAUCCCGCGAAACAAAACUAGAAUCGGAAGGUUCUACGAAAGUUAAUCAACAACUAACUGUAACUAUCGUUUAGUUAAUCAUAGUUGGAGCACCGUUCGGUAUUAAAGCAACCGACAUCGGAGGAGGAUAAUUCGAAUAAUUACACAUUUGUUGCGAAUAUUUGUAAUCUCAUUUCGUUUGUCCGACAUAAGAAGUUUUAUGUGUACGCACGAUAAGACGAAUAGAAUUUCCAGGUAGAGGAACCGAGUAGCGCGAAAGACUACAUCUGUUCUAAGCGUAUAUCCGAAACGCAUCCUGGAACGGCGCUACAAUGCUUAGAAACUCAACCACUAUCACAGUACUGCAGCAUUAUAAUAAUUACGUAGACGGGAUUGUGUGCAUGCUUGCGUAAAUUGAAUGUAUCGCGUUCGAGAGAGAGAAAGAGACA